Molecule: messenger RNA, 2125 nt
Organism: Gadus morhua (Atlantic cod)
Lineage: Eukaryota; Metazoa; Chordata; Actinopteri; Gadiformes; Gadidae
Gene: ttc14
Product: tetratricopeptide repeat domain 14
Exons: 12
Coding region: 198-1574 (458 amino acids)
Molecular function (GO): nucleic acid binding; protein binding
Source: RefSeq, a predicted model, not a curated record
CGGAACUAUUUUGACGCGACACACAUCGUGGCGCUUGUAAAUGUGGCAAAUGUUGCUACAACUAUUGUGAAUGCUGUUAGUUUUUGGGGCAUUUAAUACGUUUAAAUGUAUACAUUUGUUUUAUUAUUAAAUGCAACGCAUGGCUGAUCCAAAGCAACUUCCUUGCCAAUAACUUCACUGCGAUCCCAGCGCCCACGAUGGACCGAGAUCUGCUGAGGCAAUGUCUGACCCACCACGGGGAGUCCCUGUUCAACACCCUGCAGUGCGAGCAAACGGAGAACCCCGACUUCCAGGCGGUAGCCUCUGACCUGGCUAAGGCCACCUACGAGAGGAGGGGGGCGGGGGAGGGGUGUUCCCUCGUGGAGCAGUUUAUCGCCCGGAAAGCCGACAUCCUCUUCUGUCCAACGUGGCGGACCGCCGUUCCCCGUGAGGAUGAGUUGGAAGACGAAGAGGCCACAGAGCCGUACGCCAUCAUGCCCCCGGCGGAGCUGUUCAUGGAGGUGCCCUUCGAGGAGCGGCGGGCCAUGCUGUACCGGGACCUGGAGCGGGGGGACGCCGUGGUGGGCCGCAUUAACAACAUCCGGGAGUACGGCUUCUUCCUCACGCUGCUGUGCGCGGCCGGCGGCCUGAGGCGGGACAUCGAGGACCUGGAGCUGUCGGCCCUGUGUCACAUCAAAGAGAUACCUUCCACCGGAAGCCAUGACGACCCUCUCUCCUACUACCAGAUAGGAGACCUCAUCCGAGGGGGUGUGAAGGACCUUGACCGCUACCAGGAGAAGAUCACAGUGUCCCUGCUACCCGCCUCCCUCUGUCCACGCCUUGCACACAUCAAACUGGGCGUGGUCGCCAGGGAGGAGCUGCCCAAACACUACAGCCGCGGGCUCCGCGUGGCCAACGACACCCGCGAGACGUACGAGCGGAUCCUGCGCGGUUGCCACGGCUACCACAACCCCUCGGUGGUGGAGUACCUGCUGGGGAGGGCGGGGGUCAGUGACGACCGCCCCCCGUCGCUGAUGAGGGGGCUGCAGAGUAAGCAUUUCCACGAGGAGGACUUUGCGACUGUGAUCAGGAAGAAGCAGUCCGCCUCCUGGGCCCUGAAAUGCGUGCGCUCCGGCGUGGACCACUUCAAGCACGGCCGUCACGUGGAAGCCAUGAACGAGUACAACAAGGCCCUGGAGAUCGACACCAACAACGUGGAGGCCCUGGUCGCACGCGGAGCCCUCUACGCCAACAAAGGAGGCAUGAUGAAGGCCAUCUCGGACUUCGAGCUGGGCCUGGAGACCUGCCCCGACCACCGCAACGCCAAGAAGUACCUGUGCCAGACCCUGGUGGAGAGGGGCAAACAGCUCCAGGAGCAGGAGAAGUUUGUGACAGCCGAGGGGCUGUACCGGAGGGCGCUGUCGCUCGACGACUCGUACCCCGAAGCGCAAGCAGCCCUGCGAAGGAUCACCGACACCAUCCAGAAAUCAAUCCGUCUGCGAGAAGAGGCUACGGCUAAGGAGACAGAGAAAGCUAAGUCUGGAAAGACCAGUGCACAGAAAUUGCGUAAGAUCUUGAAAGAUGAAAAGAGGUGAGUUGGCAAGCGGUUACGAGAAAUGGAAGGUAACGACUACUGUUAAUUCAAAAGCAAUGAACACAGCACAGGUUGUAUGUUUCAGAGGAAGUGUAAAAGGUGCUUGGUUUGUAAUAUGACGAUAAAGUUAAUAUCUGAGGAUAAGUAAUGCUACAUGCACUUUAAACAUAUCUACAUAUAUAUACCUAUUUUGUACUCCUUUAUGUAGUUUUAGUUUUUCUGUACAUCUAUGUUGUGAACGUGGACACCGGGCGCCUUCAGGAUGAACUCUCAUUCCCUGUCCUGUCGUCUCCUUCUCUAGGAUGAAGAAAAAACGAAAGCGGUCGUCUUCCUCCUCCUCCUCCUCCUCCUCUUCCUCAGAGCGCCCCUCCUUGUCCCCCACCUCGACCACCUCCUCGCGCCGGAGGUCCAAAAAGAGGAGGCGCAAGCGGGGGGGCUCGGAGCGGGGGAGUCAGCGCCGCCGCAGGCGCUCCUCCAAGAGGAGUGAGGAGGAGGAGGAGGAGGAGGAGUACCCGGCGCCCCCCAACACCUCCGCCUCCUUCCUGUACCGGC